UGAGUGUGUAUCCCUCUUUAAAUGAGGAAUUGUAAAAGGCAUAACAAACGGCUUUGCAUGGGCCUGCGUUUUCUUUUAUUUUGAAAUUUGGAGGCCCUAGAUAUUUUCCCAGUAUCUAUGAUUUAUUUAGGAAUGGAUUUUAUAGACUCCACUCGCUACCCACCCCACCCCCAAGAAAAGCAAAACAACGAAAUGACAUAAAAAGAUGUUGUUGGAGGUUUUAACCCAACAGGUAAGUUUCUUUUAAGCAAGAUAUUUAUGCCGAUUUAGAUUUCACUUUUACUAUUCUGGUUUUAUUUCACUUAAUGCAGUCACGUUUUUUCAGGCAGCUGAGAGCCACAUUGCUGGGGAGUUCCUGAUGCUGCGGGGUUAUAUAAUCUGACUUAAACUGGGCCUCAACCCAGAGAGGUCAACAUGUUCUUUAUUUAAUUGGUCUUUUAGGCAUUUAAACGCACAUGCAUAUUUGAAAGAAAAAGUCUAUUAGAAAGGUUAUGUAGAGUCAGCUUGAAUAUUUCAUCAAGCAAAUUCAAAUGGAUUCUUCCCCUCUCCCUGUUGUUCUGGGGCGGAGGGGGGAACAGGCUUUCUUCCUCCUGAGCACUGUUUUGAGGUGAGCAAACGGACUGAAGGGAAGCUGUGUCCAGAGGGGUCGCCGAUUUUUUUUUUUUUUUUAAUGUUUCAGGGAGCUGGUGAACCGCGCAUCCGGCGGUUGUGCCCAGGAGUGACAUUUUUUCCCCAAGAGUGGGGACACGGAUUGAAGGCCGGAGUUCCAGCCAGAACUCUGGUUCUGCGCGGGCCAGAUGGAGCUGUUUCCGUUGCACAGACGACGUCCACAACUUCCCAUCGCUGGGCGUGGCGAGGAGGGGCUGCCCCGGGCUGCGCGCCCUUUACGCCCAGGGACAGGGCCUGGGGACAUCUGAGGGAAGUGAUCCGGGGGGCUGCCGCCCACCGAGAGGGGCAGGCUUCGACAGCGCCACCCUGCCGCACAUGCCCGGCGCCUCGCCGGCCCUCUCCAAAGGUGUCCAGGGGCUGCGCCGCGACACUUUCCACCGAGCGUCUGCCAGCAGCUGGACCCCGCUCUCCAAUGGCCGCCGCCGCCAAGUCCCCGGGGCUCCCGCACUCCGGGCCGGGCGCGAAGGUCACCGCCCUGCACCACCUUGGGCUGCGCGUCCAUUUCCAAGAGGCAGGCAGUGGGGAGAGGGGAGCGGGGGCGCUGUGUUCCCUUUCCCUCUCAUCACUAACCUCCCACCUUCCAGCGGUUUCUGAAAGUGAGUUAAGGGGAGCAAAAGUCACUUCUCUUUCCGGAGCCAUCAGAAGAGUUUAGGAAAAGGUCAGAGGGUCUCUCUGUCUCUCCGUCUCUUUCUCUCCAACCCCCUCCUCUCUCUCUCUCUCUCUCUUUUUCUCUCUCUGUGUCUCCUUUUGUCCCUGCCUAUCCAUUUAUUGAUUGACUAUCUUUCUAAUCUAUUGAUUAUUACCUGCCCAUUCAUUCCCCUUUCCAUCCAUUUCCAAAAUAAGAAAUCGCCCUCUGCCCUGCUUCUCCUCCCAGUGUGAAAAAUACACUCAGCCUUUGGGCUCGGCCCGCAGAACAGAACUGGAUUUACAUUUACAAAGCAACAGGGUUGAGGUGAAGGCAGCUGACGGGCGCGCACCCCCUCCUCACCUACUCCCCGACCCUUGCCCCGCUACGCCUCACUAGAGGUGCCUCGUGGUGGUAUUGAAAUCACCGAGAACCGAAUUCACUGAAUUAAGGAAGGAUUGUUGCUGCAACUAAGUUCAC
Homo sapiens (human) is the source of this 1774-nucleotide messenger RNA. RefSeq lists its product as uncharacterized. Bases 671 to 1321 code for a protein of 216 amino acids. The record is from RefSeq and is a predicted model, not a curated record. NCBI's taxonomy places the organism in Eukaryota, Metazoa, Chordata, Mammalia, Primates, Hominidae. The transcript is spliced from 2 exons.